GGUCCAGUGGAGCAGGAGAAAGACAUUGGAUUUCUGUGCUGCUGAUCUUUUGACACCUGUCAGGAUGGAUUUUGGUUACCCUGCUUUUUGGGGAUGGGGACUUAAUGAGGCUCAACACAGAUGCAAACACAAAAAGGUUAAUGGAGUUGAUGUUUUAUGCAUGAUGGGUCAGAGAUGAUUCCCUGCUACUGUACAGCCACCGGGAGAAUUGCACCGAGGCAGCUGACGUGUUCAAACCCACACAGUGUGUCACUGUGUUUCCAGUGAAAGCGCCUGUGGUGGAAGUGUGCCUGAGUAGGAGGACAGAAAACUCUGGAAGUAGGUUUCGUAGUAGAGAGAGAAACCCAGGCACAGGAGUGAUUGACCAGAGGAGUUCUGGAACAGUCCACAGGGGUGUUCCAUCAUGGGUAAACAGAACAGCAAACUGCGUCCUGAAGUCCUGAAUGACCUGCGGGAAAACACAGAGUUCACAGACCACGAGCUGCAGGAGUGGUACCGGGGCUUCCUCAAAGAUUGCCCUACUGGCCACUUAACUGUGGAGGAGUUCAAGAAAAUCUAUGCCAACUUCUUUCCUUAUGGGGACGCCUCAAAAUUUGCAGAGCAUGUUUUUCGUACAUUUGACACCAACGGUGAUGCCACCAUCGACUUCCGGGAGUUCAUCAUUGCACUGAGUGUGACGUCACGCGGAGGCCUGGAGCAGAAGCUCCGCUGGGCCUUCAGUAUGUAUGACCUGGAUGGAAACGGAUACAUCAGCCGGGCUGAGAUGCUGGAGAUAGUACAGGCUAUUUACAAGAUGGUGUCAUCAGUGAUGAAGAUGCCAGAGGAUGAGUCAACCCCUGAGAAACGCACCGACAAGAUUUUCAGACAAAUGGACACAGACAACGAUGGGAGACUUUCCCUUGAGGAGUUCAUCAAAGGUGCCAAGAGUGAUCCCUCUAUCGUCAGACUGCUGCAGUCCGACCAGAGCUCCUCUCGCCAGUUCUGAAAGUAGCCAAGCAGCAGCGCUCACAGGAAACCCUGCCACAUGCCCUCAGGAAGAUCAGCUUAUUGCUCUCCAAGACAUGGGCUGCAUUUGAGUAACAGAUCUACAUCGAUCACAGUAGAGUACGCAUAUGUAAAUCACACAGUCUGAACAAAAUCUAUUACUCAGAUGCACUCAACUGUCAUUUUAUGGUUCUCGCCCACUCAUAGUACAUUCUUGAGGUUGUGGUGAAAGUGGCUACUGUUCCCUGAUCUGUGUCCCUUGAUUUUCAGAAGGCAAGCAGUGUACGAGCUGUAGUUUUGCAUGUCAGAGUAACAGAUUUUAACUGGUUCAGUUUAUAAUUCCACAGUGAAAUGAUAAGUCAGAGCCCUGAAAAGCAAUUUUUUGUACAUCUUGAAAUAAAAUAACCAGUCAUUUUUGAAAAGUC
Molecule: messenger RNA, 1409 nt
Organism: Colossoma macropomum (tambaqui)
Lineage: Eukaryota; Metazoa; Chordata; Actinopteri; Characiformes; Serrasalmidae
Gene: hpcal1
Product: hippocalcin-like 1
Exons: 4
Coding region: 404-985 (193 amino acids)
Molecular function (GO): calcium ion binding
Source: RefSeq, a predicted model, not a curated record